UGUGACCACGUUAUCUCUCUGAGCAUUCGCAAAUUGAGACAAUCUCAAACACUACAUUAUGGGUGCCAAUGAUUGCAGUUCAUUCAGAGAGAUUCAGUCAUCAGCUGGAGUUUGACGAAAGAAAUGUUAAUUCUAGGGACGCGUACAUUUCUCCUUGAAACUUCUAAGAGUCAACGUGUAGAAAUUAUGCUUGCCAACAUAAGUGCUGUGAUCCUAAUAAUUCUUCUAAGUAGUAGAACCACUGCCCAGCAAACCCCAACACAAUGCGGAGAAAAGAAAGCUGUCAGAAACUACAUGAUCAUCGGUGGAACCGAUACCAAACCAGGUGCUUGGCCGUGGCAUGCCGCCUUAUUCACCAAGAAAGGUCAAACCAUGAAGUACGUCUGCGGUGGAACGCUCAUCGGCACGGAAUUUGUGCUAACAGCAGCACACUGUAUCAUCAAUGCCGAAACGGGAAGCGAACUACCGCCGGAACGUAUCGUUGUUCGACUAGGAAUCUAUGAUUUGAACGACUUGAGCACGCAACAGGAGUGUGACAUUCGUACGAUUUAUAAACCCGGUGAUUUCACAAGUGACGGUACGAAAAACGAUAUUGCCAUUCUCAAGCUAAAGCAGUCCGCGAAUCUCAACAGCUAUGUUCAACCGGCUUGCCUCGGAACAUUUUCCAGCCUUACCGGUACCUACGGAACAGUCGUUGGCUGGGGCAUGACCGAAGGGUACAAGCUAACGUCGAAGCUGAAAAGCGCUGUAAUGCCCGUUGUGAGUUCUAGCACUUGUAUCAACAGCAAUCCGGAUGUCUUCGGGCAAACGCUGGAUAGAACGAUGCUGUGCGCGGGAUAUACCAACGGCACCAGCGUGUGCAAUGGCGAUAGUGGUGGUGGACUGUUCUUCAAGGUUGGUAGUGCUUGGUACUUGGGAGGUAUUGUUUCGUUUGCGGCGCAACGGGACGAUGGAUCGAACCUCUGUAGCUCCGAUAGUUAUGGUGCUUUCACCAAUGUGGGUGCCUAUCUGUCGUGGAUUUUGGAGAAAACUGGAUUACGUCUUCCCUAUGCCCAGCCAACCCAGGCGCCGUCCACAGUCUCACACUCAUCCGGAGGCAACGUAGACUGCGGUCCGGGAUGUCGGGAUUUCAACUGCCAUGUAGAUCGGCGUUGCGUCAGCAAAGUGGCGCACAAAACGGCCGUCCAUUAUCCACACCGGGAUUGCACCAAAUAUUACACCUGUAAGGAGCGAUCGAACGUCAUUUGCGAAUUUGACUGCCCUGCGGGAUUGCACUUCAACCGGAACCGGAACGUUUGCGACUGGUCGUGGUCGGCUGGGUGCACUUCUUAAAUAGAGUAGUGGAAAGGAGGACGAGACAUAAACUUGUAAAUUCUAUUAGACCCCUAAAACAGAAUUAAAACCAAGAAACUUUAAUUUAAAUGUUUUCAUAGGAAGAAUCAGUAACUUAUACAUUUCGGGACCUAAGCUGGCUACACAAUCCGUAUGAGGCACCAUUCGCAGUUGCAAUAUCUGUUUUUACUUCACCAGAAAAGUCAAUGCCACAUGUUUGAAAAGAUAAGCAAAUUCUUUAAUAACUUCAAACACAUCCCCAUAAAUCAGUACCUCGGCUACUACACCAGAAGACCAGCCUCUAUAUCUAUCGGAAAUCAUGUUCUUCGUCUUGGUCGAGUUUAUCGUCAAGCUUAUGCUCGCCUGCUCCCUUUUC
This is a messenger RNA of Aedes albopictus (Asian tiger mosquito), 1708 nucleotides long. RefSeq names its product elastase-1-like. Bases 124 to 1332 code for a protein of 402 amino acids. Gene Ontology annotation, molecular function: chitin binding; serine-type endopeptidase activity. Gene Ontology annotation, biological process: proteolysis. Lineage: Eukaryota; Metazoa; Arthropoda; Insecta; Diptera; Culicidae. The record is from RefSeq and is a predicted model, not a curated record. Gene Ontology annotation, cellular component: extracellular region. The transcript is spliced from 2 exons.